Trifolium pratense (red clover) is the source of this 1273-nucleotide messenger RNA. RefSeq lists its product as uncharacterized. The transcript has 2 exons. NCBI's taxonomy places the organism in Eukaryota, Viridiplantae, Streptophyta, Magnoliopsida, Fabales, Fabaceae. The record is from RefSeq and is a predicted model, not a curated record. Bases 237 to 947 code for a protein of 236 amino acids.
AAACUAUAUGUCAUGUAGCUCAUGUCCUUAAUGGUAGCUUACUCUUUGAAGUCACCAUAACAAAAUUCCUAGAAAACCACUUCCAUAUUUAAUUAAUUCAAUAAAACCUCACCUAUAAUAUUUGAAAGUCCAACUUUUAUUUAUUUACUAAUUUAUCUUUGUUCCAUUUAUUAUAAUUUAUACUACUCAUUCUAGCUUCAAAUCACUCUUCUAAAUCCAAAUUCACCCUCUUGGAGAUGGAUCUUGAUGAAUGGGAAUCCAUCUCUAAUGAUGGCUACUUUGAUUUCAAUGAAGAUGGUGAGAAAAAAAAUUUCCUAGGAGAAGGAUCAGAAAGUGCUUUUGAAAUGGAAUAUUUAUAUCCAACAUCACCAAGAAAACAAAACCAACUUGUCCCUUUACAAAUUCCAUUAGACCUCAAAAUUGGUAACACAUCAAAUGAUGUUUUUUUGAAAGACAUAACAAAGAAUCAAUCUUUUGAAGGUGAUCAAGAAGAGAAUGUGUCACAAGUUUUUUUUAAGAUUAAGGAAAAUGAAUUUGUUGACAUGAAAAUUGAGUCACCAAAGUCAAGUAGUAGCAAAGAGAUUAUUACUUCUCCAAGAAUGAUUGUUGAGAAAGAUGUGUUUGGUCAUAAUGAAGAAGAUUCAAAUUGGGAAGAAGAAAACAAUAGUGGUUUUAAUUUAUGGAAAUGGAGUCUUAGUGGUGUUGGUGCUAUUUGUACUUUUGGUGUUGUUGCUGCUUCUAUUUGUGUUUUGUUCUUUGGAAGUCAACAAAGGAAGAAAAAUCAACAUGACAAGAAGAUGAGGUUCCAAAUAUAUAAUGAUGACAAGAGGAUUAAGCAAGUGGUGCAGCAUGCAACAAAAUUGAAUGAAGCAAUUGCUGUAGUAAGAGGGGUUCCUAUAACAAAAGCACACAUAACAGUUGGUGGCAACUAUGAUCUCUUUGAUUGAAGCAUCAAUUAAGUGCUUAAUUCAUGAAUCAUUUGGAGUAUAUAAUGGGAAACAGUGGCAUAAAAUCUAUCAGUAUUUAUUAAUGUAAAUAACAUGAUGCACUAUGAUGUUCCCUUAUUGCUCAUCCUUGUAAAUAUGAUAUUGAUACAUUUUCUAUGGUCUUUGUAAAAUUAAGUCACAAAUUAUUCACCAAAAAAAAUAAAAAUUAAGUCACAAAUUAUAGCGGAUUUUUCACUAUUAUUUGGUCUAUAGUUUUGAAGUAUCAAAGUCGGAGAAACUGUAUAAUUUUGCCAAUACAAGUAUAUAUGUGUAAAUUUUUCCCAUAG